Molecule: messenger RNA, 1206 nt
Organism: Olea europaea var. sylvestris
Lineage: Eukaryota; Viridiplantae; Streptophyta; Magnoliopsida; Lamiales; Oleaceae
Product: OTU domain-containing protein DDB_G0284757-like
Exons: 9
Coding region: 342-1037 (231 amino acids)
Biological process (GO): protein deubiquitination
Molecular function (GO): cysteine-type deubiquitinase activity
Source: RefSeq, a predicted model, not a curated record
ACAAACCAACUGUACCUUUCCCUUUCUCCGCACUUCAAAGUAUAUCUCCGCUACUUUCUAUUUCCAUUUCCGUUUUGGGUAUGCCUAAAUUUCAUGUUUCUUUCACUUUAAGCCCUUAAAUUCGUUUCUUUGAUGUCAUAUAGUUCUAUUCUAAUAUCAGAAUCAUCUGGGUAUUGGAUUGUAAAUAUUUUCCGUAAAUUAUAUGUCUCAGAUCAACAGGGAAAAAAAUUGAUCAAUGUGUAGUUUCUUUGUGGAAGGUUUUCUUUGAUAUAUAUAGAGCUAGGAAGUGGUGAUUUUAUGGGUGUUAAAAAUUAAAAUUGUCUGGUUUAUGCUACAAUAGUAUGUCUGAGCAGUACUGGAAUGCAAGCGCGAGUGCAAGCGCAAGCUCGAGCUCGAGUCUGAAUAGCAGUUCUCAUGAUACAGAGGAUGAUCAUACGAUCGCUGCAAUAUUGGCAGAAGAAGAGAGAUUGAGAUAUGAUGGCAAACUUGGCAAGAGGCUUUCUCAUUUGGACUCAAUCCCGCAGCAUACCCCUCGAGUAAUUGGGGAUAUACCAGAUGCCAAUGAUGCUACCCUAGACCAUGAGAGGCUUGCUGAGAGGUUGGCAACAUACAAAUUAGCUGAACUGCAAAUUGAGGGAGAUGGAAAUUGCCAGUUCCGAGCCCUUGCAGAUCAGUUGCUUCAGCAUCAGGAUUAUCACCAGUAUGUAAGAAAGCACGUUGUCAAACAGCUAAAAAGCCAUAGAAAUCUAUAUGAAGGUUAUGUUCCUAUGAAGUACAAAAGCUAUGUGAAGAAGAUGAAAAGGUUGGGUGAGUGGGGAGAUCAUGUCACUCUACAAGCAGCUGCAGACCGAUUUGAAGCAAAAAUUUGUUUAGUCACCUCGUUCCGAGACACCUGCUAUAUUGAAAUCCUUCCCAGGGACAAAAGUCCCUCAAGAGAGUUAUGGCUGAGCUUUUGGAGUGAAAUCCACUAUAACUCAUUGUAUCAAACCGGAGAGGUUCCUACAAGAAGACACAGGAAGAAGCAUUGGCUUUUCUAAAGCAAAUUUAUUACUUUUCUUAAGAUAUUUUAUCAUGUAAAUCCUUUUUAAAAUUGGAUUAUUCUUUUCUGUAUUUACUCUUUUAUAGCUUACACUCUACUCGGCACAAAUUCUUUUUGAAAUGUGUACAAUGGAUUACUUUUUGAUGCAACACCAUGCUUGUCAUGUC